GUCCUUCUUCGAUUGCUGUUAGUGAUUUCAACAAUGAUAAACAAUUGGAUAUUGCCAUUGCUCAAUAUGGUACCGAUAAUAUUGGUAUUCUUCUAGGAUAUCGACAUCCAGAUGCUACACGUCAAAAGGCAGUCAUACCAGGAAGUGAACUUCAUCCUUGCUUGAUAGCUCUGGCUGAUGUUAACAACGAUAAUUUACUCGAUAUCGUCGCUAUUAAUGUAACUGCUCGAAGUAUAAAUAUUUUUCUCGGAUUUGAUAAUGGUAAUUUUUCAAAUGCAAUAAGGUCUGCAACAGGAAAUGGUUCUUUAAUUCAAUCGUUUUCUAUCGGUGAUUUUAAUAAUGACAAUCGAUUAGAUAUUGUUGCUAUUAAUAUUGAUGGUACCGAUAUAGAAAUAUUUCUAGGUUGUGGUAAUGGCUCGUUUGCAGAUCAAUCAACAUAUCCAAUUCGAAAUCCAUAUGGUUCACAAUGGAUUGCUGUAGGUGAUUUUAAUAAUGAUAAUCGAACAGAUAUCGUUGUCUCGAAUUCUUUUAGUCACAAUAUUUAUGUCUUUCUUGCGAAUGCAAAUGGAACAUUUCCAAAUCCUGUAGAAUAUUCAAAUGGAGAUGAAUUUAUACCUAAUGCGAUUACUGUUAAUGAUUUCAAUAAUGAUAAGCAAUUGGAUAUUCUUGUUGUUAAUGAUUAUCCUGAUCAUAGACAAUUAGAAAUAUUUCUUGGUUAUAGCAAUGGAAUGUUUACCAAUAAAACAACAUAUACAAUUCCAUUGAGAACAGAUUAUUCUGUAACUUUACUCGCUGUUGCUGAUUUCAAUAAUGAUAAUCAACAAGAUAUUGUUGUUUGUUACAGUAGAACUGAUCUAAUAGGAAUAUUUAUUAGUAAUGGUCUUGGACGUUUUGCAUCUGAAAAAAUAUAUUCAUUUGAAACUAAUUCGAAUCCACAAUCGUUAUUUAUCGGUGAUUUAAACAAUGAUAAACGAUUAGAUAUUAUCGUAGCUUUGACUUACACGAAUAAAGUUGCUGUUUUUCUCGGAUUUGGUGAUGGAGCAUUUGAACUAGUUAGACAUUAUUCUACGGGUGAUAAAUCUGGACCGUUUUCCAUCGGUGUUGCCGAUUUAAAUAAUGAUCAUGUAUUGGAUAUUGUUCUGUCAAAUGGUAUUUCUGGAAGUAUAGAUAUAUUCUUUGGUUUCUAUCGUGAGAUCUUCUUCCGACAUCUAGUAUACGCUACUGGUAAAGGUUCCGCUUCUCACUCAAUUGCGAUUGGUGAUUUUAAUAAUGAUACUCGACAAGAUAUUGUCGUUACUAAUUCAGGUAACGAUAAUAUUGGAGUAUUUUUUGGAUAUGGUAAUGGAAAGUUUCAAAAUCAAACGACUUAUCUAACUGGUAUUAGUUCUCGACCGCAGUCAGUUGCUGUUGGUGAUUUUAAUAAUGAUAAUUAUCUGGAUAUUGUCGUUGCUAAUUAUGGAAAUGAAAGUAUUGGUAUAUUUCUUGGACUCAUAAAUGGAUCAUUUUCAAAUCAAAUCAAAUAUUCAAUUGGUUUUGGUUCUCGACCAUCUGCAAUUAUUGUUUUUGAUUUUAAUAAAGAUAAUCAGUUGGAUAUUGUUAUUACUGAUGAUGGAACGAGUAAUGUAAUAAUGUUAGUCGGAUUUGGUAAUGGCAGUUUUGGACUAUUAACAAAAUAUAGGACUGGAUAUAAUUCUCAACCAUGUGCUUUAGCUAUUGCCGAUUUUAAUAAUGACUUUGAGACAGAUAUUACUAUUGCCAAUUGUGAUGUUUAUCAGAUUUAUGACACUUUUUCCAAACUUAAUAAACGAUUUGAAAAUUUACUACUCUAUUCAACUUUUCCAUUGAAAAUGAAUAUUCCAUCUUUGUCGAAAUCAACAUUUGAACGUUAUUACAAUGAGAUCAUUAUGUCGAAUAAGCAUCGUAUUCGAUCACUUCAUUUAUCAGAUCCAUUCACAAUAGAAUUCUUUUUCUAUGUGAAUGACAAUAUUCCCAUUUAUUCGAAACUUGAAACACUUAUUCUUCCUUAUGUUGAUUCACAAUAUUUGAAAAAUCUUCUUCAGCGUUUAGCUUCUUUACCAAAAUUAUCGUCAUUAAGUAUUCUUAUUGGUGAUGAAUUAUAUAAAGAGUAUAUUUAUCAUCUAAUAUUUCAGCUUCCAGUAUUAAAAUCUUGUAAAAUAUCUCUUCAUAAAGAUACUUAUUUCACGUCAAUACCUCGAUGUACUAUAACACCAAGUCCUAUCGAGAAUCUGAUUAUUAAUGGUAGAUGCGAUUAUAACGCAUUUGAUGCCAUUUUAUCCUAUGUUCCUCAACUUCGUUGUUUAUCGAUUAAUAAUUUAUGUAGAUUUACCAAUCAAGGAACAUCGCUAUUUAAGACUAUUUUACGUAAUUUGACAAAUGUUUCUUUGACAAUGCAUCAUAUUCAUUUUGAUCAUAUUGAACCAUUGUUUAAGCAAUCUUUCAAUCACGUUAAAAUAUUACAGAUCUCGUCAAUUGGUGAUAGAACAUAUUUAUUAGAUGCUGAUCGAUGGGAACGAUUGAUUGUAUCUUAUAUGCCAUAUUUACAUAUCUUUGAUUUUGAACAUAAAAGCAAAAUACUGUCCUAUGGUGAGGAUGAAAAUAUCUAUCAACCUCUAUUAGACAAGUUCUCAUCUCCGUUUUGGUAUCAACGACAAUGGUUUUUUACACACGAAUUUAAUUGUGAAGUGCAUUCACACGGAAUCUUCUAUUCAACUGGACCAUAUCGAAAAAAAUCUUUUAGAUUUAUCAAUCCAUCAAACGAUGAUGAGUAUGGAUGUAAUGAGAAAACUAGUUAUCCUUCGGUUCAUCAUGUUAUGAUCGACAAUGGAAGAGUGAUACCUGAUAGUUUAAAAUACUUUCCAAACGCUACGAAAUUGAGUCUCUGCAAUAAUCGUAAUGCUAUUUUUCACUGGCCUACAAUCGAUGAGCUCGAUGGUAUUAUUCCGUUAAAUCAAUUGACUAAAAUAAUCGUUGAUUUAUCUUAUCUUCGUUGUCAUCGAUUGAUUAGACUCUUAAAAUUAACACCUAAUGUUCAUACGUUAGUAUUCAAUUCGAUAAGAUCAAAUGAAGCAGAUUUAUUGACAUCACAACCGCAGAAAUCUAUCUUUCGUCUAGUGUCAAGUCAAAAUCAAAUAAAAAAUCUCAUAUUUAAAAAAGAGUAUUCAAUGACCUUAAUGAAAGUACUCAUCCAACUUUGCCCUAAUGUACAACAUAUCUCGAUCAGUGUAAAUCACCGAUCUUUUCAACCAACUGUUCGUUUUUUAUUAUCUAAAAGAAGAAAAGUUAUUUCACAUUUAUCUUCAUUAUACAUUUUUCAUGUCUCUACAAUAGACAUGGAA
Adineta steineri is the source of this 3356-nucleotide messenger RNA. NCBI's taxonomy places the organism in Eukaryota, Metazoa, Rotifera, Eurotatoria, Adinetida, Adinetidae. The record is from the annotation of a GenBank genome assembly.